GAUUGAGUAGAAGAAAUCGUUCAGUGAAGGGAAGCCAGCAGUUUGCUCCGCGUUGAAGAGAUCGAGAUCCGAUUCCCAACUGCACGCAGAGGACGAAGGUUUCCGUGGGUUUUUCAGUCUGGUUUUCGAAGCCCUCGCUGCUGCAGGGUCAGAGCAGAACUGCCUUCUCCGAGCGGCUUUCCUGUGCUGGUUGUAGCUCAGAGAUCGCCUCCCCCCUCCUCGCACCAUUUCUGUUGGUGUUGUUUUUGUUUGGUUGGUUUAGCUUUAUUUUUCCCUCCCCUUUUUUAUUUUUUUUUUUCCCUUCGUUUAUUAUUAUUAUUAAUUAUUUGAUUUGAUUUGGGUAAAUUCCCUUCCUUAAACGAAAAUACAAACUCUGCGGUGGAAAUCCAUGCCCCCCUGCCAUUCGGAAGAAUCGGGUCUAAUAUGCCAGUGACAUCCCCGCCUUGCAGCAGUCGCGAUGAAGGAAAAAUCCAAGAACGCGGCAAAGACUAGACGGGAAAAAGAAAAUGGAGAAUUCUACGAACUGGCCAAACUCCUACCCCUGCCCUCGGCCAUCACCUCGCAGCUGGACAAGGCGUCCAUCAUCCGCCUCACCACCAGCUACCUGAAAAUGCGAGCAGUCUUCCCCGAAGGUCUGGGCGACGCCUGGGGACAGCCGAGCAGGGUCGGACCCCUGGAUAACAUGGCCAUGGAGCUCGGAUCCCACUUGCUCCAGACUUUGGAUGGCUUUGUGUUCGUCGUGGCGUCCGACGGCAAAAUCAUGUACAUUUCUGAGACAGCAUCAGUGCACCUCGGCCUGUCCCAGGUGGAGCUCACUGGAAACAGCAUUUAUGAGUACAUCCAUCCCUCGGACCACGACGAGAUGACUGCAGUCCUCACUGCCCACCAGCCUCUUCAUCCUCACCUCCUGCAAGAAUAUGAAAUCGAGAGAUCCUUUUUCCUGAGGAUGAAGUGUGUCCUGGCCAAGAGGAAUGCAGGGCUGACGUGCAGUGGCUACAAGGUGAUCCACUGCAGUGGCUACUUGAAGAUCCGUCAGUACAUGCUGGAUAUGUCCCUGUACGAUUCCUGCUACCAAAUCGUGGGGCUGGUGGCCGUGGGGCAAUCUCUGCCCCCCAGUGCAAUCACUGAGAUCAAGCUCCACAGCAACAUGUUUAUGUUCAGAGCCAGUUUGGAUUUAAAGCUGAUAUUCCUCGAUUCCAGGGUCACAGAAUUAACUGGAUAUGAACCCCAGGAUCUGAUAGAAAAAACCCUCUACCACCACGUCCACGGCUGUGACGUUUUCCACCUGCGCUACGCUCACCACCUGUUGCUGGUGAAAGGCCAAGUGACCACCAAGUACUACCGGCUGCUGUCCAACCGUUCGUCACGGCCUCACUGCAUAGUGAGUGUCAAUUAUGUCCUUACAGAUAUUGAGUACAAGGAACUUCAGUUGUCACUGGACCAGGUUACCAUUUCCAAGUCACAGUUUUCAUGCAGAAACUCAGUACCUACCUCGCAGGAAACAAGGAAAAUAGUAAAACCCAAAAGUAAUAAAAUGAAGGCAAAACUCAGAACAACACCUUACCCACCACAGCAGUACAGCUCGUUCCAAGCAGACAAACUGGAGUGCAGCCAGGUGGGGAGCUGGCGCUCCAGCCCCGCCGCCAGCGCCGCCGCCCUGCAGGAACAGAACUUCCAUUCAGAGAGCAGCGAGCUCCUGUACGCCCCUCCCUACAGCCUGCCCUUCUCCUACCACUAUGGACACUUCCCUGUGGAUUCCCACGUCUUCAGUGGCAAGAAGCAAAUGCUGCCUGCAAAAUUCGGGCAGGCCCAAGGGGCGCCCUGCGAGGUGGCGCGGUUCUUCCUGGGCGCGCUGCAGACCAACGGCGAGUGCCAGUGGCACUAUGCCAACUCGCUGGUGCCCAGCAGCCAGUCACCCUCCAAAAACCUUCCUGAGCAGCCAGUCAACAUCAUCAGGCACAACCUGGCCCAGGGUUAUGAAGUCCCACUGCCCAACAGGAGGUACGGCCAGGACGCUCUGCCCGAGGCCUUCCCGAGCUGCACGGCGCCCGUGCCGGGCAGGUACAAGGAGGAGUUUUACGACUCCGGCAUCGUGAAACACAACAAACCCGAGCCCAGGCUCCAGCCCCCAGCCCACCUCAUCAAAGAGGAGCACAAGCUGCCUUUCCACAGAGACCCGCAAGGAAAGAUGAGCGUCAGCGAGGGCUCUUUUCCCAGCGCGCUGCUGCCCAAAUCCGAGUGCUGCCAGGCCAAGGCCGUGGGACAGCUGGGCCACCUGCUGCCCGUGCCCUCGGUCUACGAGCAGGGCAGGAGGAUUUGUGUCAAAGACCCCAAACUGGGGCACAUCAGCCACCAGCCGGGCAGCCUGGAGGAGCUGGAGGGCGAGAGGAUGAGCGCGAAGCUCGACCACGGGGCGGAGGGCGAGCGGCUGAUGGAGGUGAGGCCUUCGGGGCAGGUGCCCCUGGUGCUCCUCAAUUACCACCACGUGCUGGCCAAGCACGGCGCCUUCCCGAGCUCCCCCUGCACGGCCACGGGACACGCGGGAGAAAACUACCCCUACGGCUCGGAGGAGGUCAACGCCUUCAUUUACAAAAACCAAAGCCCCUCCUCGGCCUCCUCUCCAGAAAGCCACAAGGAAUCUGCACUACCCCACUACAUUGGGACUUCUGUCAUCAUCGCCAACGGCAGGUGACGGCAGCACGGGAGGGGUUUUGUGUUUUAACGAAGAAGCCAAACUGGAAUGAUUUGCAGGAAAAAAAGAC
Molecule: messenger RNA, 2762 nt
Organism: Ficedula albicollis (Collared flycatcher)
Lineage: Eukaryota; Metazoa; Chordata; Aves; Passeriformes; Muscicapidae
Gene: SIM2
Product: single-minded family bHLH transcription factor 2
Exons: 12
Coding region: 458-2692 (744 amino acids)
Biological process (GO): regulation of transcription by RNA polymerase II
Molecular function (GO): RNA polymerase II transcription regulatory region sequence-specific DNA binding; protein dimerization activity; DNA-binding transcription factor activity, RNA polymerase II-specific
Source: RefSeq, a predicted model, not a curated record